This is a messenger RNA of Stegastes partitus (bicolor damselfish), 806 nucleotides long. RefSeq names its product polysaccharide biosynthesis domain containing 1 (gene pbdc1). Lineage: Eukaryota; Metazoa; Chordata; Actinopteri; Pomacentridae. The transcript is spliced from 5 exons. The record is from RefSeq and is a predicted model, not a curated record. The coding region runs from base 1 to 468 and encodes 155 amino acids. Gene Ontology annotation, cellular component: cytoplasm.
AUGGCGUCUGAAGAGGCUCUGGCCGCUCUGUUUCAUGUGAUUGUGUUGGAUUGUGUGUUUCAGCCGCGGCUGGAGGUCAUGUGGGCCAUGAAGGCCUACAACCACGCUGAGGUUUACUUCAACCUCAUUUCGUCCGUCGACCCGAAGUUCCUGAAGCUGACGAAGCUCGACGACAAAAUCUACUCGAGCUUCAGAGAGUCCUUCAGAGACCUGGACGUGAAGCUGCUGGACGCUGACGAGCUGAAGUCCGACGAGGCCAAAGAGAGGUGGCGUCCGUUCUGCAACCAGUUCGAGGGACUGGUGGAGGACUUCAACUACGGCACGCUGCUGCGCCUGGACUGCCAGAAGGACUACACCGAGGACAACACCAUCUUCGCCACCAGAGUCCAGUUCUUUGCCAUCGAGAUCGCCCGGAACCGAGAAGGCCACAACAACACGGUGUUCAUGUCCAAACGCUCGGCCAGCUAGCCUCCAAGAACCAGGGAGGAACCAUCGGUGAACCAGGGAGGAACCAUCAAAGAACUGGGGAGGAACCAGGGAGGAACCAUCAGAGAACCAGGGAGGAACCAUCAGAGAACCAGGGAGGAAUCAUCAAAGAACUGGGGAGGAACCAUCAGAGAACCAGGGAGGAACCAUCAAAGAACUGGGGAGGAACCAGGGAGGAACCAUCAGAGAACCAGGGAGGAACCAUCAGAGAACCGGGGAGGAACCAUCGGAGAACCAGGGACGAACCAUCAGAGAAUCAAGGAGGAACCAUCAAAGAACUGGGGAGGAACCAUCAGAGAACUGGGGAGGAACCAUCAAAG